AUACUCACAUGCUUCUCCGAUCUCGGCCGUAAGCUCUUCUACUAUCUGCCCUCCGAUUUCAUCUUCGUCUGUAAUUUAGACUGGUGAAAUAUUCAGUGAGAGAUAAUCAUGCCGGACGUGCAUACUCUUGUGAAUGAUUUCGUUAUCAAGCUGAAAAGGCGGAAAAUUGAAGGCUCACAGGCCACGGCUAAGCUGACUGCUGAGUUGCUUCGCUCGGUGAUUUCUUCGCAGCGUGUGCCCUACACGAAUCAAGCUGGAGCCUUGAUUGAUGCUGUGAAUGCUGUUGGGGAGCAGCUCAUUGCUGCAAAUCCUGUGGAGCUCGCUGUGGGUAAUAUUGUGAGGCGGGUUUUGCACAUUAUCAGGGAGGAGGAUCUUUCUCUCACCACAGCUGCUAUGGCUGGGUUGAACAUGUCGACUGUCAGUGAUGAUGAAGAUGAUGGUGACCGCGACAACUAUCCAGUUUUGUCUGCUGCUGUAGUUGCAGCAGCUGCGAGAAGCACACUGCGUCCGCCUUCCUUGCAAACCCUUCUUGAAGACAUACCUGAUGCAGCAGCUAUCCCUCACACAUCUUCAUCUGGUGAUUCUGAAGGAAAAAGCAAAUCUGCUGAUAAAAGUUCUAGAAGCCGGAAGCUGAAACAUGAUGUCAUUGAAGCAGUCAAUGAACUUAUUCAGGAUAUUUGCACUUGCCAUGAACAGAUUGCUGAACAAGCAGUAGAGCACAUUCACCAUAAUGAGGUUAUAUUGACUCUAGGCAGUUCAAAAACAGUUCUGGAAUUUCUUUUUGCUGCAAAGGAGAAAAAAAGAUCAUUUCGGGUAUUUGUUGCAGAGGGGGCUCCAAGGUAUCAGGGGCAUCUUCUUGCAAAAGAAUUGGUUGCCAGAGGUUUACAAACCACGCUGAUUACUGAUUCUGCAGUUUUUGCUAUGAUAUCUCGAGUGAACAUGGUUAUAGUGGGUGCUCAUGCUGUCAUGGCCAAUGGUGGGGUUAUAGCACCAGUUGGGUUGAAUAUGGUUGCACUUGCAGCCCAAAGGCAUGCCGUUCCUUUUGUUGUACUUGCUGGCAGUCACAAGCUGUGCCCUUUGUAUCCACACAACCCGGAAGUCUUGUUGAAUGAGUUAAGAUCCCCUUCUGAGCUGCUGGAUUUUGGAGAAUUCUCAGAUUGCAUGGAUUUUCGAAGUGGCACUGGUUCCCCACUUCUGCAUGUUGUCAAUCCUACAUUUGAUUAUGUGCCGCCAAAGCUUGUUAGUCUAUUUAUCACUGAUACUGGAGGCCAUAAUCCAUCAUACAUGUACCGGCUCAUUGCAGAUUAUUAUUCUGCUGAUGAUUUAGUGGUCCAACGGAGACCUGGUACAGGGAGUUGAGUUCAGCUCCUGUUCUUAUAUCAUAUAUUGGGGAGUACAGAAAGCUAUAAUGGUUUUGGUCGGAUGGAGAGAUUGUGAUAUGAAUUGUUAGUCUUAUGGAACCAUGAAGACCAUUGUUGUUGCUGGUAGUGUACUUGGACAAGAUGCAUAGCGAAGGAGUAAGAUGAGCUGUCAACCUCGGAUGGUACUAAUAGAAGCAAAGAGAGCCAAUUUUGUGUAUCUGGCCACUUAGGAAGUAGAGUUUAUAUUCUUCAAAACAAAGAGUGAAUAGAAUGUGUUUUUUGUGAUAUUAUAAGGACAGUGCGGAAAGGGAUUGUUUUCCAAUUCCAUAGCAGGAUGUCAGAUACUAAAAUGAUGUAUUGCAUGUUUGCUGAUCUUAUCGCAGAUUGUUGGUGGUACGUUCUUUC
Fragaria vesca subsp. vesca is the source of this 1766-nucleotide messenger RNA. RefSeq names its product translation initiation factor eIF-2B subunit beta-like. The record is from RefSeq and is a predicted model, not a curated record. Gene Ontology annotation, cellular component: eukaryotic translation initiation factor 2B complex. The transcript has 11 exons. NCBI's taxonomy places the organism in Eukaryota, Viridiplantae, Streptophyta, Magnoliopsida, Rosales, Rosaceae. The coding region runs from base 109 to 1359 and encodes 416 amino acids. Gene Ontology annotation, biological process: translational initiation. Gene Ontology annotation, molecular function: guanyl-nucleotide exchange factor activity; translation initiation factor activity.